Sesamum indicum (sesame) is the source of this 1409-nucleotide messenger RNA. Its product is annotated as MADS-box protein SOC1. Gene Ontology annotation, biological process: positive regulation of transcription by RNA polymerase II. Gene Ontology annotation, molecular function: protein dimerization activity; DNA-binding transcription factor activity; RNA polymerase II transcription regulatory region sequence-specific DNA binding. The record is from RefSeq and is a predicted model, not a curated record. NCBI's taxonomy places the organism in Eukaryota, Viridiplantae, Streptophyta, Magnoliopsida, Lamiales, Pedaliaceae. Gene Ontology annotation, cellular component: nucleus.
AAGAGAAUAAAAGAUAAAACGAUGAAUAAGGAAAUGUUUGGUUCUGUCAUCAGUGGUCUGAAGAUAAAGAGAUUGUUUUGCAGUUGAAAUAUUGUCGGAAUUUUGAGAUAUUUAAAGAUCAGUCCUCUCUAUAUAUGUUCUAUUAUCUGCUUUUUUUCUCUCCUUAUUCGAACCCUUUUGUUGGUUUUCUGAUAUAUUAGUCUUCAGGUCUGAACAAAUAACUAUUUAUAUUUAUGCUGCAGGAUCGAUGGAUCGAUCAUAAUUAAUUGAUGGAGAGUAACAUUUGAUUUUAUUCCAGCUGGAAUUUGUUUCCUAUUUCAUUGUACUAUUCUGGUAUCACUUCACUAUAUAUGUUGCCCUUUUCCUCAAGUAAUAAUUCUUGAAAGCUAGCUAGGGUUCUGAGGUUGUAUAGCUUCCUUUCUGUGUUGUUAAUUGAGUAGCUGUCUGAAUUUUUGGCAUGUAAUUUAUUAGGGUUUUUAGGGUACUUAUUUACAUAAAUUUUGAACCUCCCAAUCCCAAACUUCUCCUUCUUCUUCUUCUUUGCAUUAUCAAUCUCUCACUUUUACAUUCUGGGCUCUCUUUUUCUUACAAGAUUCUGGUGAAAUUAAUUAAAAAAAUGGUGAGGGGGAAGGUGCAAAUGAAGCGGAUCGAGAACGCGACGAGCCGGCAGGUAACGUUCUCUAAGCGCAGGAAUGGGCUGUUGAAGAAGGCUUAUGAGCUCUCAGUGCUUUGUGAUGCUGAAGUAGCUUUGAUCAUCUUUUCUCAGAAAGGAAGGCUCUUUGAAUUCUCAAGUUCCAACAUGCAAAAGACGAUAGGGAGAUACCUAGAACAUGCGAAAGACAGAGGAACUAGCAUUGAAGUUGAACAACACAUGCAGCAUUUAAAGCACGAAGCAGCAUUCAUGGCGAAGAAGAUAGAGCUGCUAGAGAAUGCACAACGGAAGCUCUUAGGACAUAAUAUUGGAACGUGUUCGAUGGAAGAGCUUCAGCAAAUUGACAACCAGCUAGAGAGAAGCCUAAAGAACAUCAGGGCCAGAAAGCUUCAACUAUUCAAGGAGGAAAUAGAAAAGUUACAAGCAAAGGAAAAGUUUCUGUUAGAAGAAAACGCGAGGUUAAGUGACAAGUGCGGAAUGAGGGGAAGACAUGCAGCAGAAAAACAGAAAGAAAUUGGGAGAAACAACCAAAGUACAAGGUCGGAAGUAGUGACAGAAUUAUUCAUCGGCCCACCCACAAUAAGAAAUGCUUCUUAGACACUAAUAAUGUUUCUCAAUUUUCCUAUUACCCACCAAAAAAAUAGAUUGAUAUAUAACUAUAUAUAUAUAUAUGUAUGUAUAAAAUAUUAGUAUAUUAUUUAUUAAUAUGGGUUGUAAUAAUAUAUACAUGUUUUUAUUUCUUGGUUCUUUAUGUAUU